GCUAUCACUGUCAAACGGUAUUGCAUAAAAUUUUGAGGUUAUAAAAAAAUAUUUUUGUAGUUCGUGAUGGCCGACAAAAAUUUUAAGCCGAAAAUAAGCACAGGAGAAAAGGAUCCAGUGUUGAAAAAAGCCGAGCUCGAUUACAUGAAGAUAAUCGAGGAGAAGAAUCGUGAACGCGUACAAAAGUUGCAAAACAUUUCUCGUAGGAACAGAAUAACUGGUCUAGCGAUCGGCGCUGGAGUGUUUAGUAUUUACAUGUACUCUAUCUUGGCUGUAAAGCAGGAGACAUUCUUGGACGACUUCGACGAGCCAGCAAAAAUACAGCAAUAA
Molecule: messenger RNA, 330 nt
Organism: Aricia agestis (brown argus)
Lineage: Eukaryota; Metazoa; Arthropoda; Insecta; Lepidoptera; Lycaenidae
Gene: Ccdc56
Product: cytochrome c oxidase assembly factor 3, mitochondrial
Exons: 1
Coding region: 67-330 (87 amino acids)
Biological process (GO): mitochondrial respiratory chain complex IV assembly
Cellular component (GO): mitochondrial inner membrane
Source: RefSeq, a predicted model, not a curated record